This is a messenger RNA of Diorhabda sublineata, 891 nucleotides long. RefSeq lists its product as uncharacterized. Bases 1 to 891 code for a protein of 296 amino acids. The transcript has 5 exons. The record is from RefSeq and is a predicted model, not a curated record. NCBI's taxonomy places the organism in Eukaryota, Metazoa, Arthropoda, Insecta, Coleoptera, Chrysomelidae. Gene Ontology annotation, molecular function: copper ion binding; oxidoreductase activity. Gene Ontology annotation, biological process: iron ion transport. Gene Ontology annotation, cellular component: plasma membrane.
AUGAAAUUAGUCAGUCUCAUCGUUAAACCCUUUUGUAUAUUAUCAAUUUUGGUUGAGGAAUUUAGAACCACGCAAAUAAAUAUACUGAACCCCUUAGAUGCGAUCUGUAAUAAACCGAGAAGAGACGCCGUAUGCGUGAGUCAGCUAAAAAACGCGAAAAAAGUAGACAAAGCGAUACUACAGGAACGUCCAGACGUCAAAAUAUUUUUACCUUUCCGUUUCCUUUUCUACAAGCCCGACGAACUUUUCAAACCUCACACGUACAACAGAUUCUUAGCCGCCCCCACGGGUGAUCACGUCAUAAGUUUGAUUGAUGAGAUAUCUCUGAUACUACCACCGGCUCCUCCGCUGUCCCAAUUGGACGAUCUGGAUCAGGAUCUGUUUUGUAACGGGGACAAUCGUCCUGUUAACUGCGGGAAGGAUUGCCAAUGCGUCCAUAACGUUGAUAUUCCACUUAAUGCCAUCGUAGAAGUAGUUUUAGUUGAUGAAGUACAAUCGCCGAAUUUGAGUCACCCUUUCCAUCUCCACGGGUAUAACUUCAACGUGAUCGGUAUCGGUAGAUCCCCCGAUCAAAACGUGAAGAAAAUCAACCUGAAGCACGCCUUAGAUUUGGAUAGGAGGGGACUACUACACAGACAGUUCAAUUUACCUCCGUCGAAAGAUACCGUAGCGGUACCGAAUAACGGAUAUGUGAUAUUUAGAUUUAGAGCCGAUAAUCCAGGUUGGUGGUUGUUCCAUUGCCAUUUUCUCUUCCACAUCGUCAUAGGAAUGGGUCUUAUUAUACACGUCGGAACGCAACACGAUUUACCGCCGGUGCCGCAUCUGUUUCCGAGAUGCGGGGAUCAUUUGCCGCCCAUAACGGGACCGCCUCCUCUACACAGUUACCAGUAA